AUGUCUCAACCUUCCGGAGAAGAAAACCUUGUGACAUGGGCGAGACCCUUACUAGUCAACAAAGAGGGCCUGGAGCAACUGGUGGACCCUGCAUUGGCUGGAACCUACAACUUUGAUGACAUGGCGAAAGUGGCUGCUAUUGCCUCCAUGUGCGUCCACCAAGAGGUCUCACACAUACCAUUUAUGGGUGAAGUUGUGCAGGCAUUGAAACUUAUAUACAACGAUGCAGAUGAGACCUGUGGUGACUAUUGCAGCCAAAAGGACUCAUUAGUACCAAACUCUGCUGACUUCAAAGGCGAUCUGGCUCCAUCGGAUAGCAGCUUGUGGAAUUUGACACCUCGGUUAAGGUAUGGUCAAGCUUCGUCGUUCAUAACCAUGGAAUAUAGCUCCGGACCGCUAGAGGACAUGGUGAACCGGCCUCACUCUGCCUCUAGCAUUCCAAGAGAAGGAUCACCAGACUCGCUUACGAUUUGCAGUGUUCCCUCUACUAGUGCCAGUCCUGGAGAAGUCAUUGCAGAGAUUCCCUCUAAUCCACAGUCAAAGCCGGCUAAGUUUCAGUACUCGUAUCGAACAAUAUUGUCCAUCACAGAUGGUCGAUGGUAUUAUAAUAUGAAUUUCUUGACCACAAGUAGGAUCACAGAGACAAGGACAAGGGAGGGGAUCACGGAGACAAGGACGAGGAAGAGGAAUCAGAGAGACGAGGAAAAGCAAAGGGAAUCACAUAGACAAGGAGAAGGAAGAGGAAUCAGAGAGACGAGGAAAAGCAAGGGGAAUCACAUAGACAAGGAGAAGGAAGAGGAUCACAGAGAGAAGGUGAAGGACAUGGAUUACAAGGUUCGAAUGUUCAAAGCUAAGUUGGCAGUUUGUUCUAUGAAUGUCUGA
Messenger RNA from Camelina sativa (false flax), 882 nucleotides. Lineage: Eukaryota; Viridiplantae; Streptophyta; Magnoliopsida; Brassicales; Brassicaceae. The record is from RefSeq and is a predicted model, not a curated record.